GGGACUGGCAAUCGCACCACUGCCGAGCGCAUUCAGAGCCACUUGAAUCGAUACACCCAUCCAAGGGUCGAGUGCACGGCAAUGGAUCUUGGCAUGCUUGCAAAAGACCCCGCCAAUUGUUCACCAGCCUUGUUCGAUGGCUACGACCUCGCGCUCGGGCUGCAUGCCUUCCGCAGCGGCCAGUACCUCAUUCAUUGCCCACUGCCCUAUGCCAUCAUCCUGGGAGGCACAGACGUCAACGAGGCGCAAGAGCUUACCAACGAGCAACUCGAUCUAAUGACAUUGGCCGUGCGACGAGCACGAGGCAUAGUUGCGUUUAAUGAAUCGCUUUCGGCACCUGCGUUGAAGCGAUGGCCAUUCUUGGAUGGCAGCCGGUUACGCAUCAUUCCGCAAGCAGUUCAAAUCGACACACCGCAACCACCCACACCACGCGCACCGACCUUGCACGAGCGCUUGGGACUGCCAGUCCACCCAUCACGGCCUGCUGACCUGGCUCCAAUCGUGCUGCUCCUGGUGGCCGGGUUGCGACCAGUCAAAGACCCAACAUUUCUGUUUGACAUUGUAUCGUGCUGGCAUCGCCUCGACUCGCGCGUUCAUCUCGCCGUCAUUGGACCAGAGCUAACACCCAAAUGCACAAGUCAAGUGCGGGAGGCUGCCGAUCGAUCGCCUGGUGUGCACAUCCUGUCAGCCGUGCCGUACGCAGAGGCGUUGUGGCUGAUGAGCCAGGCUGAUUUUCUUCUCAACUCCUCCCUCAGUGAAGGGUUGGCAAGCGCCGUUCUUGAGGCAAUGUCUCUAAGCGUACCGCUCUUAGCACGUAACAUUCCGGGAAAUGCUGCCGUGAUCCAACAUGGCACGACGGGCUGCCUGUUCAACCAGCCAGCAGAGAUGGUCGCAUCGGCCCUUGCCUACCUGCCAUCGUCAUUUGCUGCGCCGUGGCUGGACGAUGCCGCUAUCGCCAAGCUGCAGAAUGCCGUGCUGUCAGACUCGGACAUUUCGACCAUCCGCUCUGCCGCACAAACUGCUGCGCAAUGCACUCUCGCCGAGGUAACCGAUCGUCGCUCGACGCUUGUCGCCGCCGCCCAUCGCUACGUCGAGCACAACCACGCCUGCGAUGUUGAAGCUGCUGCGUAUCAUGGAAUAUUGCGUGAUUGGCUUAUUUCAUCCUAGUACGAUCCCCGACAAGUUUCAAACAAUUCCAAAAUCGUUCUCAUCAAAAUCUGUCCGGACACACACACAAUUGGCUGGACCCUCUUCGAAGAGGAUGUGUGUAGUCCACGUCGGGGUAGACCUAAUACACUGUAUUUACC
Molecule: messenger RNA, 1307 nt
Organism: Capsaspora owczarzaki ATCC 30864
Lineage: Eukaryota; Filasterea; Ministeriida; Capsasporidae
Exons: 7
Coding region: 82-1167 (361 amino acids)
Molecular function (GO): glycosyltransferase activity
Source: RefSeq, a predicted model, not a curated record